Molecule: messenger RNA, 816 nt
Organism: Rhodotorula graminis WP1
Lineage: Eukaryota; Fungi; Basidiomycota; Microbotryomycetes; Sporidiobolales; Sporidiobolaceae
Exons: 3
Coding region: 1-816 (271 amino acids)
Molecular function (GO): methyltransferase activity
Source: RefSeq, a predicted model, not a curated record
AUGAGCACCCACGACGACACGAUCAAGACGCCCGCCUUCGACACGUUCGGCAACGACGAGCUCGCCGCCAUGGAGGGCAUCACGGGCCCUCCCGCCGACCAGCUCGUGCGCCUCUGCGGCAUCCUCGACGCGGUCGCCGCCGAGCCCGGAACCGAGCUCGCCGUGCUCGAGAACGCGGCAGGUGCCGGCAUCCUCACGCUCAAGCUCAAGGCGCAGCUGCCCGGUGACGCCAAGGUCAAGGUCGUCGCCGGCGACGUCGAGCGCACAAUGAUCGACCUCGCGACUUUGCGCUUCAAGACGGCGGGUCUGGACGGCGUGCGAGCUCAAGUCAUCGACGGGACGGCCAUCCCGUUCGCCGACGACUCGUUCGACUACUCGUUCAUCCACUUUGGCAUUCAGCUGUACCCUGACCCGGCCAAGGGCCUGUCUGAGUCCCUCCGCAUCCUCCGUCGCGGCGGCACCCUCGCCCUCACGACCUGGCACACGCCCGGCUUCCUCCCGCUCCUCCAGCAAGCCGACCCGUCCUUCCCGACCCCUCCCCCGAUGCGCCACCCGCUCGCGCUCCGCUCGACCGCCGCGUCCGUCCUCGUCGACGCAGGGUGCGCCCCGGACAGCGUCGCCAUCGAGGACGUGUGCGUGCGGGUGCCGUUCGAGGGCGUCGACGCGUUCUUCGAGCUCAUGCGCAAGGGGAUGAAGGGUCUCGUCACCGACGAGGAGCGCAACGGGCGCAUGAGGCGCGUGAUCGAGGAGACGUACGGCGACGGGCCGUUCGCGCUCGAGUGGCUCGGGCUCGCCAUCGUCGGGAGGAAGGCGUGA